CAGACUUGGGCAUCAGCUGUUAGAAUGACUGCCUUCGAGGCAGAAAUCCUGCACGAGCAGGAUGGAAUGUGGAAGGCUUGGUCAUAAGCGUGAUGAUGUAUCAGAAGAAGUUGUGGGAUGACUUGCUGUUCAGGCACUGCAUGACUUACGAGCAUGGCCGUGAAGCAGCUCUGCUUCGGAUGCUGACGGAAAACGAGCUGAGCGAGGGGGUGUUUGUGUCGCCUGAUGCCUUCAACGAGGAAGUGGUGGAUGUUAUCUACCUCAAACUAAAUCUUGAGACUGGCAUCUUGACGAUCAAGGCUGUGCAAAUUACAAUCUCCAAGUGGAAGAACAAGCGAAGGAAGAGGUCACACAAGGUUUGGCAGGAGAGGGUCUUACCAAGGUGGCUUUCGGAGAAUUGGAAACUAGAGCAUCAGUUCAUUUACGUGAUGCCGGAGAAGUUGAACAAGGAAAAACUGGAGAAGGUCGAAGCAGAUUUGAUCAGCUACGUUGCUGCUUGCCAUGGAGAGGAGGAUACAAAUGAUGAGGACGAUCUUGGAGCGGAGCAGUGCGAUGGAGUUGAUCUGGCUCAAGUUAAGAGCGAGCCCGCUGAGUUCAAGAAGCUUGGGGACGUCCAUCAAUGCCUUGCAGAGUUUGAUAAGUUUCUGGACCUUCAGGAACCUGCGAAGCUGGACAAGAAGAACAUUAAACAGUGUGGUGGUGUAGUACAGGAGAUUGGUAUUCGAUGGGCAUGUAGAAGAUGGUCUCGCACGGAUGCGGAGGUUUAUUACUGCUGCCCAGCUCAUAAUCCGAAUGAAAUACAACUCCAAAGUAGUUCCAGCUCAUAAUCCAAAUCCACUACUUUGAAGUUGUUUGUGCUGUGUAGGAUUGGCUACCGUCGAUCUGCUUGGCGGGGUAGAAUCGACGGCUUAGCUAUGCAGGAGCUUGCGUUGUUCUUUGGUUUGUGAAGGGGAGGCCUGGGCGGAGGCGGAGCAUUGCCAGCGGUGGAGCCUCGGCGAGGCCAUGGCGAUGAUUUCCGUCUUGACAGGAUCGUAAGGAGCGAGGUCGGAGACGGGCUUGACGGCGUUGGCUGCUGUCAGGAAGCCCCGCAGCCUAGGUUUUGGAUUGCGCCAGGAUCCAUGGAAUGGAUCGUCGCUGUCAUGGUGCGGGACGUUUCAGCAAGCCGUGCGAUGUGCGUCAUUGAGCAGGAGCAGCACUUGUCCUGGAAAGAUGGCGAUUUUCAGGCAACAGAUCAUGGCUGCUGCUUCAAAAGGUUUGAAGGUUCCCCGAUUACAGCUACAUUUUGAUAGGACUUUGAGCUGCAUUGCAUUCAGGGUAUCCGAUGACUUCCAAGUUCAGUUCUGAUAUUUCGUUGAAGCCUACCAAGCCGUUUGAGGGGCAAAAGACUGGGACUAGUGGGCUUAGGAAAAGAUACAUUUUUUCAAGCUUGAUUGAGCUACAUUCACUCUGAUGGCUCUUCCAGGU
This is a messenger RNA of Selaginella moellendorffii, 1464 nucleotides long. RefSeq lists its product as uncharacterized. The transcript is spliced from 2 exons. Lineage: Eukaryota; Viridiplantae; Streptophyta; Lycopodiopsida; Selaginellales; Selaginellaceae. Bases 93 to 827 code for a protein of 244 amino acids. The record is from RefSeq and is a predicted model, not a curated record.